This is a messenger RNA of Periconia digitata, 2500 nucleotides long. NCBI's taxonomy places the organism in Eukaryota, Fungi, Ascomycota, Dothideomycetes, Pleosporales, Periconiaceae. The record is from the annotation of a GenBank genome assembly.
CUCACACGCACCCACCCUCGCACAGGAUCAGACGUCAUAAAUGUUGAACGGCGCAAUAUGACCGCUGAUUGUCCUCACUGUCCCGGAGCUAUUUCUCCCUACAAUCUAAACGAGGAUGAAGCUACAAUAGCGGGGGGCCGAGAGCUUUUUCACCAGCCUUGCAAGGCCUGCCCGCCUUUCUCUACGCAAGAGCAAGGUCUUUGCUCUACUUGUCAGCACCUAAGAUUGAGACAUCUCGUGAGCUGUGUGCCACUGCCAAACCGUCGGAAGUUUCUGUUCCACCUAUACCCAGACCGGAAGGAGAAUGCAACAGUGGAUUGCCCUUGUUGUCGCCUAAUCCAGCAUAUGGUUUCGCAAGCGUUUGGAGAAAACCCUUUAUCAGAUUUGAUGCCAGAAGACUGGUCUUUGUCACUAUUUCUCAGCUCAGAGUAUUCAAAAUCAUACAAUACCGUCGCAGAUAUAUAUCUCCAGUUCAAAGACGGUGAUGAAGGCAUGUCGAACAUGUGGAUUGGUGACAUCCACGUGGCAGACGUGGGAAAGAUACAGACCGACAUCUCCAGCGUAGGUGAACAGAUAAACUGGCCGCGUUUGCGAGCGGCGAUCAACAAGUGUACAACAGAUCAUAUUGGGUGUAAAUCAGACGGUAAUGCGAACCUACCGCAGGGAUUUAGGCUUGUAGAUGUUGCACGAAGGUGUAUCGUUGAGACGAGCGAUGUCGAUUUCGUAGCUUUGAGCUACGUAUGGGGCAAAGACACGAGAGCCUCGUUAUUGACCGCGACCCGAAAGACGAUAGAAGCGUACAAAAAGGAAGGCGGCCUUGUAGCGUCGGAUAUGCCUCAGACCAUCGAAGAUGCCAUGAAUGCUUGUACCAAGCUUGGGACCAAUUACUUGUGGGCAGAUCGACUCUGCAUUAUACAGGACGAUCCGGAAGAUAAAAUGCAUCAAAUCAUGGCGAUGAACGACAUCUACGAGUCCGCGUCCUUGGUACUGGUUUCUGCUUAUGGUGAUAGUAUGGACUUCGGAAUUGAUGGAGUGAGCCGAUCAAGAUCUGUCACCCAACACCACAUAGAUGUUUCAGGUCUUCGACUGACUAAUCUCGUCCGCGAAUCGGCGGAAGAUCCUCUGUCAUUAUGGCAGACACGAGGAUGGACUUACCAAGAAGCUGUUUGUGCAAAACGGCUGCUCCACUUUACGAACACACGAGCAUACUACGAAUGCCAAACUUCAACAUAUUACGAGGACAUGUAUAAUCCAGAAGCAGAGAUAGAUGAAUUCACUACUUAUGGUGUACGCUUGGAUGGCGAGGAUUUGGUGUUUGACGCAUUUGAGCGGCAUCUAGCAAACUACAGUUCCCGGAAACUCUCGUUCCCGUCAGAUGUUUACAAUGCUUUUAUAGGCAUUGCAAAUCUGCUGUACGGACCAAACUAUAACCAAUUGUUCUUCUAUGGUCUACCAAAGAUCGACUUUGAUCGUGCGCUUAGAUGGCAUGCUUGGAACGGUGUGAACUCCAUUCAAAGAGCGGAGUCCUCAACCCUUACCUGCCCAAGCUGGUCUUGGGCGUCUGCAAUGAUACAAGGGGAACAAGUGAGAUAUCAGGAUAUGGCAUUCUACGGGACAUUGACGUUAUGGACUGCAAAAACUAGUGAUCCGGAGAGAUGGGAAGUGCUCAACCUUCAAGCGGGCACAAAAGUAGAUGAAAAUUGGGAGACGAACAUGACAAUCGCUAUUGGAGCGGGUUGUUUUCGGAUUUCUCCUAUAGAGAAGCUUCUACGAAGUUCGGACCGCAUUACUGUACAUGAAAGAUUUUGUGCCCGCUGGUCAAAUUAUGACAGCUUCUGCAGGGAAUCAAUUCCGAAUCCGGGAGAACCUCGACUCCAAGAUCCAGCGACCGGUAUCAUGGGACUAGGCUACAUUCAUACCAUAGCCCAGGCAGCCUUUUUCAGGCUUGGACAACGUAAAGCAAGCCAAUAUGGUGUAGGGAUUCUCGAUGCAAACGAUCAAAUCAUCGGUGAACUAUGCGGAGGACUCACAAAAUUCCAGGAGGAAGCUCUUAAUCCUGAAAAUAAAAGCCAUGAGCACGAGUUUGUUGCGAUCUCCUUAUCAGGGUUCCAUAUUCGCCCGUAUACCGGAGAAGAGAGAACAACGAAGAACUAUGUUGACAAAGAAGGUGCUAAUCUGGAUGCAAUACCUAUCGUAAACGUUCUUUUGAUCGAGCGCAAGAAUGAUCUUGCGUAUCGGAAAGAACUGGGGUGGGUUUAUAUGAGAGACUGGGCCGUUGCAGCUAGAUGUUGGAGAUCAGUCGUACUUGGUUAAUUGCAAAUCUCGAAAUAACCUUCAGUGCAAUAUGAAAACGGGAGCAUACGGGAAAAACUACGUCGACUACUUCGAUUAUCAAUUGCAAAGUCUUUAAUUUUUUUGAUUUUUUUUGAUUGGAAGUUACAGUGGUUCCUACAUUCCCCAAUUUUGUAUUAAUCUUCUGGGAUACUUUCUGAAUCACAUU